GCUCGCUGGACACUCCGUGGACGACCAUCCGCACUGCCGCUCUUGCGGACGCCAAGACAGUGCUGGUGGGGUGGAGGUACACGCGGUGGAAUCCGAGAGUGAAGACGUGGCCGCCCCCCCGAAUCCUUCAGACCGACACACUCGUGUUCAAGUGGAAUGAUUGGCUGCACAAGCACAACGUGGUGGCCAUCAGUGCUGCGCGCUUCAGCACAUGCCACUUUGGGAGCAACGGCCUUCCAUUCACCGUCCUCACCAAGGCAUCCAAGCACGGCACUCUCAAGCUCUCAGCGGGCACGCGCGCCAUCAUGUUGGCGCUGGGCGUGGAGGGGUCGGCGAACAAGCUGGGCGUGGGCGUGGUGCGCAGCGACGGGAGCAUUCUGAGCAACCCGCGCUGCACGUACAUCACGCCGCCCGGCCACGGCUUCCUGCCGCGCGAGACCGCGGCGCACCACCAGCAGAAGAUUCUGCCGCUCGUGGAGCGCGCGCUGCGCGAGGUGCGUGCGGCGGGGCUGGUUCGACGAGAACAGGCGGGCAUAACCCCGGGGGACAUACACUGUCUGUGCUACACCAAGGGGCCGGGCAUGGGCGCCCCUCUGCAGGCCGUUGCCAUCGUUGUCCGCACGCUCGCCCAGCUGUGGGGGAAGCCCAUAGUGCCAGUGAACCACUGUGUGGCGCACAUAGAGAUGGGGCGCUGCGUGACUGGCGCCCAUGACCCCGUGGUGCUCUACGUCAGUGGAGGCAACACACAGGUGAUAGCAUACUCAGAGGGGCGGUACCGCAUAUUCGGGGAGACCAUUGACAUCGCCGUGGGCAACUGCCUGGACCGCUUCGCCCGCGUGCUGAACAUCUCCAACGACCCCAGCCCCGGCUACAACAUUGAGCAGCUGGCGAAGCAAGGGCAGCGCUACGUGGAGCUGCCCUACGUGGUGAAGGGCAUGGACGUGUCCUUCUCGGGCCUCCUCACAGCAGUUGAGGGCCUGGCACAGCGCGUUGCUGCACCGGACAGCGUGGGGGAGGAUGGCUACACCGCGGCUGACCUCUGCUUCUCCCUGCAGGAAACCAUCUUUGCGAUGCUGGUGGAGACGACCGAGCGGGCCAUGGCACACUGCAACAAGCGCGACGUGCUUAUAGUGGGGGGCGUGGGCUGCAACAUUCGCCUGCAGGAGAUGAUGCAGCAGAUGUGCUUAGAACGGGGGGGACGGCUCUUUGCCACCGACGACCGGUACUGCAUUGACAACGGCGCCAUGAUUGCUUACACUGGGCUGCUGGCGUUUCAGCACGGCGGGCUCAGCAUGACUGUUCCUAUCAAGGAGUCCACUUGCACUCAGCGGUUUCGAACGGAUGAGGUGGAGGCAGUGUGGAGAGAGGGGGAGGGGAGAAGGGGAGAGGGGGUGGAGGGGUUGGAUGGAGGAAGAGGAGGUGUGGGAGUGGGGGUCGCAGCAAGUGGAGAGCGGAAGCAUGGAUUUGAGAAUGGAGAUGGGGUGGGGAGUAGUGGGAAGGGAUGUGCGGGUGAGCAGGAGGGGUUGGGAGCGGUGGAUCGUGUGGCAGGGCAUUUAGAAAAGAAGCUCAAGGCAGGGGUGGAGGAGAGAAGGGAGGAAAGUGAUGCGAAGGCAGAAAAAGAAGAGCCUGCGCAUAUGAUAAUAGGCUGA
Messenger RNA from Closterium sp. Naga37s-1, 1649 nucleotides. The record is from the annotation of a GenBank genome assembly. Lineage: Eukaryota; Viridiplantae; Streptophyta; Zygnematophyceae; Desmidiales; Closteriaceae.